CCUACCACCCCUCCUCCCCUCCACUCGCGUCCACACGGCCAGCGACUACGCCACCUCCACCGCGCCUCGACGCUCUAGCGCCUAAUCCGUGACCGGCGCGCGGAAUGGCCCUGUUCAAUACCGGCCCAAGCGCCAGCGCUGGGCCAUCACGAGCACGCCUUGGUUAUUGGGAGCCCCUCCCUCACAUAUACUCGGGCCUGGUCACCCACCCCUACAGACCUUCACAGUCGCCCCCGACCUCGCCAUCCGGGACUGUCCGAUCACAUCGCCAAACCACUUCCUGGUCUGGCGCGUCCGCAUCCGCACGCGACGACGUCUUCACCGCAUCUCGCGGCAACCCACAUGAGGUGUCCCUUGAUGUCGGCGACGAAUUCUUCGCCUUUGAAGAGUACCGCGGCGACGAGAACGAGGGAACAUGGUACCGAGGAUAUGUCGUGCAAGGCGUCAGUCUGCCCAUGCUUAUGCCGUCGAUUCAGACGCCCACCGCAUAUCCAAAGGUCGAGCCAUCCGUCCUCAUCGGCAUCUUCCCCGCGUCAUGUGUCCAUGUCCGCCCCAACGCCGCUACUGAGAGUGACGUCCUGGCCGGCGCAUACGAGCGCGCGCGCGAACUCGCCGAGGACCGCGCACGCGAGAUGCAGCUUCAGAUGGACGCUGUGCGCGAGGAAGACGAGGACGAACUCAAUGGUGACGCCAACGGUUCCGGGCCACCUUCGCCCAUGAAACCUAGCAGCCCUUCCUUGAACCUCUUGCGGCGCAAUCGCCGCCCAGCGUCUCUCGUGCUCACGGCACCUAGAGAGAAGGAGCAACCGCCAUUACCAACAUUGACAGCUGGCGACUCGACUGUCGCCGGCCAGCAGUGGCCGCUCGUCGAUGAGAUUGCCUGCGCAAUCCGGGAGUGGUAUGCUCGCCUUCCGACAUACCUCGCAAACCGCGAGUACCGUCUGUUCAAUGCCGUGGUACAGCACAUUGACGCGCUGUUCCUGGGCCGACGGCAGCUACUCUCUCAAAUGCUGAGCGGGGACGAGUUAGUGCGCAUCAGGCGAGAAUGUGUCUCGCGCCUCGUGAAGUGCAAUGUUGCCCAGGGUCUCGAGGUCAUCGUUCGCAGUCUAGAGGACGGCAACGUUGUCGGUAUCGACAAGGACCGCUCCCUUACGAGCUCGGGCUGGAUGGGCGGCGUCAUGGCGUACAUUUACCAAGUACAGCUUGCGUACAUCGAUCUUGUCCCGCUGGAUGCAUUAUUCGGCAAGUCGACGGUACCUCGGCCGAGAGCCAUCAAGACGCCCAUCGCCUUCGCCCUUGAGGCACAGAAGGAGCAGGAGACUUCAUCGUCGCCGAGCGGGUACCACUGCCUGCUCGACUUCCGCGCGUUUAUCGCUAGCCCGUGUGCACCCGGCGAAACAGCUGAACUGUUCUUCUCGUUGUAUAGCAAGACGCAAGGACGAUUCUUGACCGAGGAGUUCUGCCUCAUCCUCAAUCACAACGGCACGCCUGCUCGCGACGCCGACAGGCGACUGGGCAAGCUGCGUACGCUCUUCGCCGAUUUGCGCGCCGACGACGUUACUGCAGGAACGUACCUCGUAUGCCGAAUCGUACGCAACGGUAGCAUGAAGAUGAGCAAUGAAGCGACGUCGGUGACACCCGAGGUCACCGAGCGGAGGUGGCACCAGAACAAGCGCAACAGUGUCGCGUUCAUCAACGAUGCCAGCAAGUGGCGCAGCUCUAUCUCUAUCUCGGAUCAUGCCACAGAUGACUCUGCGUCAAUGGUGUCGGGUUACGAGCCAAAGAGAACGCGCACAAUCGACACUACGCACUCGUACGGGACAGGACUCGCCGGGCGUGCAUCCCUUCGCCGUCCUCUGGGUUGUGCUGUGCUUGAGUUGCCGGCAAUGAGUCGGCUGACGGUCGAUGGCAAUGGCGACGACUAUGCCAUGCCCAUCUAUGUCGCGCGCGAUGAGGCGAACUUUGCCACCCUCCACUCGGACAUUAUCCUCAACAACGAGCGGUCGUAUGAGAGGUCGCCGCGCGCGGAGGGUAUGGCGUUCGGCCUCAAGCUUUUCCACGGCCCGAUUGACCAGGUGGUCCGAGAGCACCCUUCCCUCCUCCUGGAAACGCCCCAGACCCAGCGUCUCGGGUUCCCUGACGUUGUUGCGCCGGGAACGGUCCGCAACGAUUUGUACAUCAAGCUGUGGACUGCAUCGUUCUCAACCAUGUUUCCCGCGGGCGGCACUCUGCGCGUGCGUAAGACAGUCGCUCCCAUUCCUGCCAGCACCCAGGUGUCGCUCGAGGUGCGACGUGCAGACGGCUCCAUCGUCACCGACUCGUUGUUCAUGGGCGGGUCCGGUGAGCCUCCAACAGCACAGUACAACUCUAUCGUCUACUACCACAACGACCAACCAACCUUUGGCGAGCUUGUCAAGAUUGCGCUUCCCCAAGGGUCAGGAGACUGCCACCUCUUCCUUUCCUUCCGCAGGCGGACGCGCGAACGCGAAAGCAAUCCUGAAGCCGGUGAGCGUCCGUUUGCCUUCGCCUACCUCCCGUUGUUCUCGCACAACGCGUCAAUCAAGGAUGGCAAGCACGAGCUCGUUCUCUAUCACAUGGAGAAGGCGUCGAUGCAGCCCACACCUAACCUCUACUUUGAGGCCCCGUCGACGGGUGAGCCGCGCCUCACUCCUGAAACCUCAAAGUACGUCUCGGCGCUGCGCGACCGCAUCUCGCUGUGGACCUUCCUCUGCUCGACGAUCCACACCCAAGACGACACGUUACGCUCGUUGUUCGCCUGGCAGAGCGCCGACGCUGCAUCGCUCAUCCACACGCUGCAGAUGUUUCAGUUCGUUGGAGAGGACGAGAUCGCCAAAUUCUUGCAACCAGUCCUGGAUGCGUUAUUCGCAAUCCUCGUUGGCCACCUGGGCGAGCGGCGAGAGGAGGUUGAUGACCUGGUCUUCAAGGGGCUCAUCAAGGUGCUCGCCAUGCAGUCUGAUAGACGCUUCCCUUCGUUUGGCCCCAUUAUUGCGGCGUACACGUCGAAGCACUUUGCGUUCCAAUCGUCCGCCCCCCACCUCCUGCGAGCGAUGAAGGCCGUCAUGGGCCGGCCGUCUUCGCAGGAGUAUCGCUCCCUGCUGAAGGUGUGGCACAGUGUCUUCCGUUUCGUCAUUCGCUCGCGCGAGCUGGAUCGGUCGCGAGGCUCCUCGCUCGGCCCCACGGCCGCACAGAUGGAGGCAGACUUCAAGCGCCAGACACGCGAUAUCUUGGGCGACAUCAACGAUAUCAUGCUUUCCGACGAUAAGGCGCUAAUUGGGUCCCAAACGCUAGCGGUCCAGCACUAUGCGGACAUCCUACCCGACCUCGCACAAGUCUUCACGCCGGACGAGAUUGCCGAGAUGGUCAUCGUCUUCACGGAUACACUCACGCGUGCUCAGGGUAGUCUCGCCAUCUACAAGCUGCUUCUCAUCUUGCAGAUUGUUAAGACUCUCCUCGACUUUGACGAGACACGCGCUCAACUUAUCCCGGCAAUCAUCCGUUGGAUCAAGCCACACGUCGGCCUCUUCGAGGAAGAACUAUACUCGGCCCGCGGCGAGACUCAGGCCGCUAAGGACAGUCGCCACUUGCGCUGGAUGGAGUGUAACCGUUUGGCCGUCUCGGUGAUGGCAUGGACGGUCAACACGCUCCAGGAACUGCUCGACUCGCCAAUCAUCAAGUCAGACCCGCUGCUCAAGGCACAGGAGGAGGACAACAUCGAGUAUUGCUUGACGAUCUUGCCCGGCUUGUUUGACUCGUACAGAGAGCUCGCAAGUGACAAGACGAUGGAGCUGCUGGAGCGCCACCGCACCUCGCCAACGGUAUGGAAGUCGACACCGAACGUCUUCCCUGCCUCGCACCCCUUUGCGCUAGUCUCUGACUUGCCCCCGUCCGCGAUGCUUGGCCAGGGUGACAGUAUUCCUCCAGCAGGCACUUUCGCGUGUGGUCUCGCCGAGGUUGCGGUCGUCAUCUUCACCAUGGUCAUUACCGCUCCGCGCGCCAACAUCGUGAGCUGGCUGGUCGAGAUGCUCGACAUGAACAGCUCAGAGGUGGUGAAGGAGACACUCUUGAAUUCUUUUGACGUCCUCUCCUCUGUUAUCAAGUUUGAUGCGUUCCCGCGCCAGUGGCUCACUCUUUCUGGACUCGCAUUCACCGCGACCGUGCGCUACCUGGAAGCUGUGAUCCAGUUCCUCGCGCGAAACGACUUCAUCCCACCCAUCGAGGAGAUGGAUCGGUUCGAUGUGGGCCUUUGGACUCAAUUCAUCGAGCUCGUGUGUGACUUCUGCGCCAGCGAUGAACUUGCUCUCGAGGAGCAGGGCCUGCAGCACCGCCGCGCGGCAUGGAUAAUCGCAGGGGACUUGCGCGACGACGGCGCUGCGCUCCUGCACAAAGUAUGGAAUGCUAUCGGUUGGCAGCCCAUCAACGGCCGCGGCACGCACAGCAAUUACGGUGGCUAUCAAACGCGUUUCACCGGUCUCGCGGAGCGCAUUCUCACCUUGUGUCUCACGUCGCACGAGAAGCUGUGUGAGGCGGCCGUGGAUAUCCUAUUCUCAAUGAUCUAUGCGGAGUACGUCCUCGCCGGCAAGUUCAACACGAUUCAGACGGAGAUCUUCCAGAAGCUGGAAACCCUGUUCACCCAGAAGACGAUCACGGCAAGCGAGUCCGCCACGCGUGCAUACUUCGUGUCGCGCCUUCGCUCGGUGUUUGAGGAAACACCCGAAAUCGACUCCAACUUCCGAUCGCACGUUGGCUCUUUCCUUGACCAGGUUGAGCUAUUCAUCGACCUACUCAUGGCUGUGCGUGACCUUCCGGAGACGCCACAGUGGAAGGAAGAGCGCGUGGCCGCCACCUACCGUCUCAUGGAGUUCUUCUCGAAGGUUGGACGCGAUGACCUCUACAUCCGCUUCGUGCACCAUCUCGUGGCGAUUAACAUCCAGGCGGAGGACUGGUUUGGCGCGGCUCUUGCUCUCAAGUUGCACGCUAACCUGUACGAAUGGCGCGUCGGUGGUCCAUUAUUCGACCAAUUCCACCAGGGUGAUAUCCGACUGCCGGCGCAGACGCAGUUUGAGCGCAAGGAGGCAUUACUUUACCAUGUUCUCGACUACCUCGCUGAGGCUGAGGCGUACGAGCAGGCAGUGGAAAUCUGUCAGGAGAUCACGCAGCAGCACCGCCUCAAGACGUUUGACGUGCAGCACAUCUCCGAGCUGCUUCAACAUGAGGCCAAGUUGUGGGAGCAAACGGGCACGUCAACGCGUCCGAAGCCAGAGUACUUUAGGGUGGCGUACUUCGGGAACUUCACCUCGCUCGACUUGGACAAGGAGUUCAUCGUGCGUGGCGCCCCCUGGCAGCGUUACGUUGACUUCUGCGAGGCCCUGCAAGCCAAACAUCCGGACGCACAAAUCCACCGCUCCAAGAUACCGCCUUCCGAGAUGGUGCGCUAUGGCACUGAGCCCGUCAUUUGGGUCACGAGCGUCACGCCGCUGCCCGAUCUCAGCAAGCCCGUCUUCCGGAAGGGCGUCAACCCCUCCGUGCAGGCGUACUACAAGUCAAACGCAGUGAACAAAUUUGAAACUUUGCGCCCUUACGUUGUCGACCCCGAGGAGCGCGAAGCAGUCCUUCAGUGGAUCGAGAAGACUACCAUCACGACCGCCAACGAUCUCCCAGCUCUGGAGAGCCGCGCCGAGGUCGUCCACAUUCACCAUGACCACAUCUCCCCAGUCGACUCAGCAAUCGUGAUCGUCCACAAGGCGGACCGUGACUUACGUCGCCUCGUCGACCAGCAGCCAAUUGAUGCCAAGCUCCUCGGCAAUGCGCUUAACGGAGCUGUUGAUUCGCGGGUCAACGGUGGAAUCACACUGUACAAGAAGCACUUCCUUGACCCUGCAUACGCUGAGAAAUACCCCUCCGAAGCCAACAACACGCAACGCCUGCGCCAAGCGAUACUUGAUUAUGCGCGCACAAUCCAGCGCGGCCUCAUUACCCUGCACUCUGUCAGCAAAGAUAUCGCUUUCUAUGAGGCUCUCAGACAACUGUACAACAAGGUCUACGCCGACGAGAUCCUCCUACUCCCACCUCUGCCAGAGGCGGACGACUUGGAUGUGCUUUCGCCACGCCCUUCCACGCGCUCCAAGGAGCCUUCGCCCAUCAUUGCGCAAGAAGAGCGUGUCGCGUCUCCCACAUCCGACGCGCCCUCCCGCCGCUCCUCCGACGCAUACGCUCUCCCGUCGCUCAGGGUCGGGCCUUCCCGUGGCCACGGCGUUCACGAGCGGCCUGGCGAGCACCGCCCGAGCCUGAGCAGUGUGAGCAUCGGUGGCAGCACGAGCAUCAGUAGCCACGCGCGCGGCUCGAGCACAGCGAGCGCCGAAGUACCCAAGGGAGGAAUACUGCUCAAUCCGACCAACAUCGGCCGCACUGUGGCGUCACGGCCGAACGGACACGCUCGGUCGAGUGAAGACGACACGCCGCUUACGGCCAAACAGUCCACGUUUCAGCGCUCCUUCAGCGUUGCCAGCACAAAUACCGAGAGGCGACCGAGUGAGAGCAAGGAGCGAAGCGACCAUGGCCCGCUCUGGACCACAACUGGUCCCCCGCCAGCACCAUCGUCGGGCGCCGCGGGAACGAGCACGCGCUCCAACACGGCCAACAGCACAGCGUCGGCGAUCACGGAGAGCUCGCGCGAGACACGACCACAAGGUCUGCGGAGAUUCGGGUCGCUUCUCCGCGGACGAUAAUACCCCUGUAACGUUACGAUACCUGCAUAUACAACAUAUAGUGACAUGAUUGGGCUCUGAAUGCAAUUUACUUCACGCUCUG
Molecule: messenger RNA, 6828 nt
Organism: Cutaneotrichosporon oleaginosum
Lineage: Eukaryota; Fungi; Basidiomycota; Tremellomycetes; Trichosporonales; Trichosporonaceae
Biological process (GO): small GTPase-mediated signal transduction
Cellular component (GO): cytoplasm; plasma membrane
Molecular function (GO): small GTPase binding; guanyl-nucleotide exchange factor activity
Source: RefSeq, a predicted model, not a curated record